GUUUUUAUUGGGGCUCAUUUUUGGGGUGAAACCAGGGCGGAUUGGGGUCAAAAUGAGGCUUUUUUGGGGGGGUUCCUGGAUGGGGGGGGGGGGUUGGGUCCCUGGAUCCACUCUUGGGUGCCACCAUCCCCCAUGGGUGCCAAAAUCUGGGCUCCCAGUGCCAAAAUCUGGGUCCUGGAUCCAUUCUUGGGUGCCAGCAUCUCCCAUGGGUGCCAGAAUCUGCGUCCUGGAUCCACUCUUGGGUGCCAUCAUCCCCCCAUGGGUGCCACCAUCUUCAAUGGGUGCAGAAAUCUGGGCUCCCAGUGCCAAAAUAUGGGUCCUGGAUCCACUCUUGGGUGCCAUCAUCAACCAUGGGUGCCAGCAUCUCCCAUGGGUGCCAAAAUCUGGGUCCUGGAUCCACUCUUGGGUGCCAUCAUCAACCGUAGGCACCAAAAUUUGGGAUCCUGAGCCACCCUUGGGUGCCAUCAUCCCCCAUGGGUGCCAAAAUCUGGGUCCUGGAUCCAUUCAUGGGUGCCAUCAUCAACCAUGGGUGCCAUCAUCCCCCAUGGGUGCCAAAAUCUUGGGUCCUGCCUCCACUCUUGGGUGCCAUCAUCAACACUGGGUGCCAUCAUCCCCCAUAGGUGCCAAAAUCUGGGCUCCCAGUGCCAAAAUCUGGGUCCUGGAUCCAUUCUUGGGUGCCAGCAUCUCCCAUGGGUGCCAGAAUCUGCGUCCUGGAUCCACUCUUGGGUGCCAUCCAUCCCCCCAUGGGUGCCACCAUCUUCAAUGGGUGCCAAAAUCUGGGCUCCCAGUGCCAAAAUAUGGGUCCUGGAUCCACUCUUGGGUGCCAUCAUCAACCAUAGGGUGCCAGCAUCUCCCAUGGGUGCCAAAAUCUGGGUCCUGGAUCCACUCUUGGGUGCCAUCAUCAACCGUAGGCACCAAAAUUUGGGAUCCUGAGCCACCCUUGGGUGCCAUCAUCCCCCCAUGGGUGCCAAAAUCUGGGGUCCUGGAUCCAUUCUUGGGUGCCAUCAUCAACCAUGGGUGCCCAUCAUCCCCCAUGGGUGCCAAAAUCUGGGUCCUGCCUCCACUCUUGGGUGCCAUCAUCCCCCAUAGGUGCCAAAAUCUGAGCUCCAGUGCCAAAAUCUGGGUCCUGGAUCCAUUCUUGGGUGCCAAAAUCCCCCAUGGGUGCCAAAAAUCUGGGUCCUGGAUCCAUUUUCGGGUGCCAUCAUCCCCCCAUGGGUGCCACCAUCUUCAAUGGGUGCCGAAAUCUGGGCUCCCAGUGCCAAAAUAUGGGUCCUGGAUCCACUCUUGGGUGCCAUCAUCAACCAUGGGUGCCAGCAUCUCCCAUGGGUGCCAAAAUCUGGGUCCUGGAUCCACUCUUGGGUGCCAUCAUCAACCGUAGGCACCAAAAUUUGGGAUCCUGAGCCACCCUUGGGUGCCAUCAUCCCCCAUGGGUGCAAAAUCUGGGUCCUGGAUCCAUUCAUGGGUGCCAUCAUCAACCAUGGGGUGCCAUCAUCCCCCAUGGGUGCCAAAAAUCUGGGUCCUGCCUCCACUCUUGGGUGCCAUCAUCAACACUGGGUGCCAUCAUCCCCCAUAGGUGCCAAAAUCUGGGCUCCCAGUGCCAAAAUCUGGGUCCUGGAUCCAUUCUUGGGUGCCAGCAUCUCCCAUGGGUGCCAGAAUCUGCGUCCUGGAUCCACUCUUGGGUGCCAUCCAUCCCCCCAUGGGUGCCACCAUCUUCAAUGGGUGCCGAAAUCUGGGCUCCCAGUGCCAAAAUAUGGGUCCUGGAUCCACUCUUGGGUGCCAUCAUCAACCGUAGGCACCAGAAUUUGGGAUCCUGAGCCACCCUUGGGUGCCACCAUCCCCCAUGGAUGCCAAAAUCUGGGUUCCCAGUGCCAAAAUCUGGGUCCUGCCCCCAUUCUUGGGUGCUGUCAUCAACCAAGGGUGCCAAAAUCUGGGUCCUGGAUCCACUCUUGGGUGCCAGCAUCUCCCAUGGGUGCCAAAAUCUGGGCUCCCAGUGCCAAAAUCUGGGUCCUGGAUCCAUUCUUGGGUGCCAUCAUCCCCCAUGGUGCCAAAAUCAGGGUCCUUGAUCCAUUCUUGGGUGCCAAAAUCCCCCAUGGGUGCCAACAUCUGGGCUCCCAGUCCCAAAAUCUGGGUCCUGCCCCCACUCUUGGGUGCCGUCAUCAACCAUGGGUGCCAAAAUCUGGGCUCCCAGUGCCAAAAUCUGGGUCCUGGAUCCAUUUCUUGGGUGCCACCAUCCCCCAUGGGUGCCAAAAUCUGGGUUCCCAGUGCCAAAAUCCGGGGUCCUGCCCCCAUUCUCAGCUCGGCUGA
Messenger RNA from Lagopus muta (rock ptarmigan), 2304 nucleotides. RefSeq lists its product as uncharacterized. NCBI's taxonomy places the organism in Eukaryota, Metazoa, Chordata, Aves, Galliformes, Phasianidae. The transcript has 3 exons. The record is from RefSeq and is a predicted model, not a curated record. Bases 1231 to 2304 code for a protein of 357 amino acids.